Dipodomys ordii (Ord's kangaroo rat) is the source of this 1196-nucleotide messenger RNA. It is a transcript of the gene Vamp4, whose product is annotated as vesicle-associated membrane protein 4. Gene Ontology annotation, biological process: vesicle-mediated transport; Golgi ribbon formation. The record is from RefSeq and is a predicted model, not a curated record. Gene Ontology annotation, cellular component: membrane. The transcript has 7 exons. Lineage: Eukaryota; Metazoa; Chordata; Mammalia; Rodentia; Heteromyidae. Bases 207 to 590 code for a protein of 127 amino acids.
UUUAGAUGAGGAAACAGAAUCGUUGCUUACCCAGCUAAUUAAAAAUGAGGAAAGAUUGUCAUCAACUACAAGAUAAAAUCAUUGAGCAAAACAUUUUCAGGGACCCACCCCUAUCCCUUCUUUCAUUUUACAAACUCCUAAAGAGACCCAUUUCCUCCAGGGUGAAUACUGCCUCUGCUGGGAAAUAGAAGAGUGUGAGUAGAAAUAUGCCCCCCAAGUUCAAGCGCCACCUCAACGAUGAUGAUGUUACUGGCUCGGUGAAAAGCGAAAGGAGAGAUCUUUUUCAGAAUUACACACAACCAUGCCACAGCUCUAAAUCUCAGGGUUAUGUGCAGAGUCAGGUGGAUGAAGUUAUUGAUGUCAUGCAAGAAAACAUUACAAAGGUAAUUGAAAGAGGGGAGAGACUCGAUGAGCUGCAGGACAAAUCAGAAAGCUUAUCGGACAAUGCAACUGCUUUUAGCAACAGAUCGAAACAACUUCGAAGGCAGAUGUGGUGGCGAGGCUGCAAGAUAAAAGCCAUCAUGGCUUUGGUUGCUGUUAUCCUUUUGCUAGUGAUUAUCAUUCUUAUAGUUGUGAAAUACCGUACUUGAUUUGAUGACAGAGAUCCUCAUUAAACAAGAUCUGGGACAAUAAUAAUAAUAAAAGAUUGCUGCAUAAUUUAAAUGAAAUCUAUGUAUAUAACUUCCCAAACUCCUUUUUCAAGGAAUUAAGAGGCAAGUAUCCCUUCAAAUUGGAGCAUUGAGAAUGUCCAAUUAUCGUCUUUCCUUCUAACAAAAUCUCCUUUGUAUAAUUAUGUUUAAGGCAAAGAUAACUAUUUUGCUGUAUUCCAAGGAUCUAAUUUGAAGCUAGAUACUUGCCAGUUCAUUGUUGGUGUAUAUAGCUAAACAUUGGUGAUAGUAUUUCAUACUAGUAUGUUAGUGAUAUAAGGACUUGAAUUACUGCAUCAAACGGGGGCCAGACUGGGGUCCGGAAGCCUCUGUUGAGUACCAAGUUAUUCUGCUAAACGCAGUGCGUAACGCUCCGUCAGCACUUGCAAGAAUACCCUUCUCUUCCUGUUGGAAUUGCUUUACCAGCGCUUUCCACGUGUGUGUGGAGUUGUAACAAAGGCUAAACAAAGGCUAAAUGUUGUAAAUGUUUCUGUCUUCAACCAUCACUAAAAACACUCUAGUAAACUUACUUUUGCUUAUAUAAGGGAA